Messenger RNA from Desarmillaria tabescens, 873 nucleotides. RefSeq names its product DHS-like NAD/FAD-binding domain-containing protein. Gene Ontology annotation, molecular function: protein-succinyllysine desuccinylase activity; histone deacetylase activity, NAD-dependent; protein-malonyllysine demalonylase activity. Lineage: Eukaryota; Fungi; Basidiomycota; Agaricomycetes; Agaricales; Physalacriaceae. The transcript is spliced from 3 exons. Gene Ontology annotation, cellular component: nucleus. The record is from RefSeq and is a predicted model, not a curated record. The coding region runs from base 1 to 873 and encodes 290 amino acids.
AUGCCGCCAAGCUCAGAUUACAAAAAGUUCAGCAAAGUCCUUUCAAAUGCUGAACAUAUCAUCGUUGUAGCAGGUGCAGGGCUUUCUGCAGCUUCAGGAAUUCCAACUUUUCGCGGCGCCGGUGGACUCUGGCGAAAAUACAAUGCAAUGACCCUUGCCACGCCUCAGGCUUUCAAGCGCGACCCUUCACUUGUCUGGCAGUUUUAUCAUUAUCGGAGGGAAGUCGCGCUCAAGGUCAAACCCAAUGCUGCCCAUCGCGCCCUUGCCGAAUUCUCUUUAUCGUCCAUACGUUCUCGCUAUGCGCCCAACUCGACAUUCACCCUAAUCACUCAGAAUGUCGACGGCCUGAGCGUCGUCGCUCUCGAUGAUGCCCUUUCCUCCAAUCCUUCGGAGCCAGAAGAACCACAACCCCGCAUACUCGAAAUGCACGGGCGCCUCUUUGACGUUAAAUGCUCCUCUAAGAAAUGUGGCCAUAUACAAUUUGACCGAUCCUCUCCGAUCUGUGAGGGACUCAAGGGCGUGGAAGAGCUCGUUGAUCAAAACGCCAUGGAUCCCGAUAUCUCAACAGCUGAGCUCCCGAGGUGUGCAAAGUGCAACGCAUUGGCGAGACCUGGCGUAGUCUGGUUCGAGGAAAUGCCACUCUACCUGGAUGUCAUCGACAAGCUAGUCGCCGAGGCAGAUUUAUGUCUAGUGGUUGGGACGUCCUCAACGGUGUAUCCUGCUGCUGGAUAUGCUGAAGCGGUGUCCCAGAACGGUGGUCAGGUUGCAGUCUUUAAUCUUGACCGCAGUGACGGGGACGAGGAUGCUAACUUCUUGUUCCUUGGUCCGUGCGAAGAGACAGUACCUAAAGCUCUCGGUUUGAGCAAGGGCUAG